GAAAUGGUGGCCUAAAACGACCCUGCGCUGUUGCACGCAGCCCGUUUGUUAUUUUAAACAGGCAGGAGAAGAGGCAGCCCAGGGUCCUUCACGGCUAUCUGCGAGAAAAGUAAAUGGAGUAAAGAACUACAACUGAGAGAAGAUAAGGAUGAUCCAGAAAGUGCUCAAUAAGUUCAUCGGUACCAAGUACACAUCUAUUGUAAGGACGUGGGUGCCAAAUUUGGUUGCCUGGGGAACAGUUGGCGGAGUGGCUCUCAUCCACUUCACAGACUGGCGAUUAUUUCUAGACUAUGUGCCAUACAUUAAAGGGAAGUUCAUCAAGGAUGAGUAAAGUCCUAUACAACUAAAUUGACCAGAGCUUGGGAAUGGGCUAAUGGGUGGAACUCUUACACAACACGAACUUAGAGAGAUGCCCUGGCUCAGCAAUCUACUGAGGGCUGCUCUGGAGUUCGGACAAUUGGAUGCACUGUGUAUAAAUGCUGUUCUUUGUUGAGUUAUUUUAUGUGAAUAAAUCUCUAAUGUACCCUAAA
Molecule: messenger RNA, 530 nt
Organism: Scatophagus argus
Lineage: Eukaryota; Metazoa; Chordata; Actinopteri; Scatophagidae
Product: cytochrome b-c1 complex subunit 10-like
Exons: 3
Coding region: 149-331 (60 amino acids)
Biological process (GO): mitochondrial electron transport, ubiquinol to cytochrome c
Cellular component (GO): mitochondrial inner membrane
Source: RefSeq, a predicted model, not a curated record